UAUUAAACUUGGAAGAAGAAGACACGCUACUGCAGUGAAUAAGCAUUUUAGUUCAUUCGUCGUAGUUUUAAGACGUCACUGUAUACUUAAAUGUUUACUUCCAAAGAAAGAUAUUUUUGAUUAUACAGCGUCCACCAACCGAAAAGUUAAUUUUAUGCGACAGAAACAAUGAUGAAGAUCUUUCUGGAGGGCGUGGAAAAGUUUGUUGUUAUCACGUGAUAGACCUCUAAUGUUUGAUAAACUAUUUCUUUCUUAACCUCCAGUUGUUUGGUUUUGACGUUCAAAGGUUAUUUUCAAAGAAUGCCUCAACCUAAAUACAGAAAGAUCGCUGUAUUGGGGUAUCGUUCAGUUGGAAAAUCCUCCCUCACGAUACAGUUUGUAGAAGGACAAUUUGUAGAUUCCUACGACCCUACUAUUGAAAACACUUUUAAUAAAAUGGUGUCUGUGAAUGGUCAGGAUUUCAAUCUCCAGUUAGUCGACACUGCUGGACAGGAUGAGUAUUCCAUUUUCCCCCAGUCUCAUUCUAUGGAUAUUCAUGGUUACGUUCUGGUGUACUCUGUCACUUCAAUGAAAAGUUUUGAAGUUGUGCAGGUUCUACAUGACAAGCUUCUUGAUAUGGUUGGAAAGAUACAGGUACCUACUGUUCUAGUUGGGAACAAAAAAGAUCUUCACAUGGAAAGAGUGAUUAAGCCAGAAGAGGGCAAGAAGCUAGCUGAUUCUUGGGGUGCUGCUUUUAUGGAGUCGUCCGCUAAGGAAAAUCAGACAGCUGUAGAGGUUUUCAAGAGGAUUAUUCUGGAAAUGGAAAAAGUGGAUGGAAAUGCCCCAUCAGAGGAGAAGAAGUGUGCCGUGAUGUAGGCAUGCAGUAAACUCACAUGCUGAAAUUAAAAGACACAUCACCUUGCUAUUAAUUAUAACGAAGCAGUUCAGAAAUGGGUCCUCUCCUGAUUAAUUUCCAAAAGCGUCAAGAAACAUUAUUCCAAAAAAUCAUAUUCAGUAUUGGGAAUUAAAUAUUGUUGCUUUUUGAUGCUCAAAUUACUGUAAAAGGUUUUACUUAAAAUCUCCCAUCUCUGUUACCUUCAGCUUUGAUAUGUUGACUGACAUUUCAUUUUUAAUCUGACAGGUACUAACCUGUCUACACCUACUAUCUCCAUUUAUCUCAGCAAUACACAGUUGUUCUCUUUUUUUUUUUUUUUUUUUUGCUCUCCCUCUGACACAUAUUUACUAAUUUUACUUCUCUUGUGUAACCAAAAGAAUUAAAAUGGAUAAAAUGGGUAGGCCAUUUAAAUUGAAUUUAUACAGAGACAAUAAGAUGGCACAUAUGACAACUCAGUGCUGUGUUGCUCCUUUCCUUUUCCUAGUGGAGUAUGUAAAGUGUGGGUAUAUAUAUAUAUAUAUAUAUAUAUAUAUAUAUAUAUAUAUAUAUAUAUAUAUAUAUAUAAGAUGAUGUAAACAUAACCCCAAAAAGAUCCACUCUUGCCUGCCACUGGUGGUUUUAUACACAAUCAAGUGACUGCAAGAAUUGUGUUCUUUUUAAACCUUCAGUAUAAAGUAAAUAUGGGAUCUUUAAAACUUUAUUAGAAUUCUAUUUGUGAGAUUCAGCCUUUUUUUUUUUUUUUUACCACAUUUGCAAUUUGUUAAGGCAUAGUCUAAUAUUUACAUAGUUACCAAGGACUGAUUCAUGGUCAACAAUUUGCCCCUGUGGAGUCUUAUAUGAUCUUAAUCUUGAUUUAAAAGCAGGGUCACCAACAGUAUCUCUGUAGAGCAGUUAAGACUGAUAAUACACUGGCUACAGAAAAAAAUUUGUUCCAAUGCAUUUCUGAUAUCUUUUGCAUCAUCCUCCCCGCUUCCUAGUAACAUUUGGCUAUAUUAAAUAGUACCAUGACAUGAAUACCAUCCGGGAAUUUCCUGACCCAUACUACAUUAAAUUAGCACUACUGAAGUCCAAGGGUCCUAUAAAAUCUGACCUCCUUAUUUUCCUGGAAAGUUCAGGGUGCCAGGUUUUUCAUUUUUAUAAUUUUGACAACCUUCAUUAUAAUUUUAGGGACUUCUGUAUAUGGAUUUUUUGUAUGUGGAAAAAUAAACAUUUAAAGAAUGUG
This is a messenger RNA of Ctenopharyngodon idella (grass carp), 2096 nucleotides long. It is a transcript of the gene rhebl1, whose product is annotated as Ras homolog, mTORC1 binding like 1. Gene Ontology annotation, molecular function: GTPase activity; GTP binding; GDP binding. The transcript is spliced from 8 exons. Gene Ontology annotation, cellular component: plasma membrane. NCBI's taxonomy places the organism in Eukaryota, Metazoa, Chordata, Actinopteri, Cypriniformes, Xenocyprididae. Bases 301 to 855 code for a protein of 184 amino acids. The record is from RefSeq and is a predicted model, not a curated record. Gene Ontology annotation, biological process: small GTPase-mediated signal transduction.